GGAAAACUCCCAUCUUUCUCCAAAGGAGCUAGAGAACCAGGAGCUGCCCGGGGAGCCGGAGUGGGGGCGCCGAGGGGUGUCUGCUUCAGUCCGGGGUGCACGUGUAAGGGGGACAGCUGCCCUCCGCCUCCCAGCUAGAUGCGGGUCGGGCUGACCCGGGGGGGAGGGGGGAGUGUUCACCGGGCCUGGGCCGCACACUGAGAGGGACAGGAGCCCCCCGGAGCCCACCUCAGGAGCCGCUCUGCCUGCCCUUGUGCUGCUCUACCCGGGAGUGUUGUGGAGGAGGCCGGAGACGGCACUACGAGCGCUGGUGACUCCGCCAAGCAGCUGCUCUGACGGCUCGAUCUGUGGCCAUUAUCUCUGAAUUCCUGGCCGCUCAUAAAGACUCAUUUAGGCCAUAUCAUUUUGAAGUUCUUGGAGGAGCGGGACCUUGAUUUCCUGGAGGCGAAUGAAGAUUCUAAGGCUUUGGUUCUGAGGAAACAGGGCUAUAGCACUGACUUUGUGGCAUCAUGGGGUCCCCUGGGAAGAACGGCGAUAUUUCACCUACAGAUUGGACAAUAAAGAAAACGCAGGAAAGAUGCAACGUAUAAGUGGAUAAUAUUCAAGACGUCUCCAUCUCGGCGCGCUGCUCGGCUGGACAGAGAUGACAUGUUCAUUACACAUGUGUAUUUGUUACCGGAUAAACCACCACAGCGCAUGGAUGGACCGUACCAUUUCAUAGCAGGGGGAGACUAUUGCCUUCUGAGGGGGGUCCGCUUCUGGAGCAACGUGGGAUAUCUGACGGAAAUGGCUUAUGGAAGCAAUGCCCGAUUCGUCUGACUUGCCCUGAACUUUACUUAACCAAAUGCACUUUGUGCGGUUCACACGGCUGUGUAGGAUUGGUCCUCCCGGAGUCAUGAGAACAUAUGGCAUAUUGCAGUCCUCUUUCUGUUGAUACCUUGGCUGAACCACAAUAAGAAAAUGAAUGGUGGAAAGGUAUGUGAUGGAGGAGACAAUGACGGCGGCCCCCUGUCGGUGCAGGUUCCGGUGGGCUGGCAACGGCGAGUGGACCAAAGCGGCGUUCUCUAUAUUAGCCCAAGCGGAUCCCAUCUGUCAUGUUUGGACCAGGUCAAAUCUUAUCUUCUCACGGAUGGAACGUGCAAGUGUGGCCUAGAAUGUCCUCUUAUCCUACCGAAGGUGUUUAAUUUUGACCCCGGAGCUGCUGUGAAGCAAAGAACCGCAGAGGAUGUCAAAGCAGAUGAGGAUGUGACCAAGCUGUGCAUCCACAAGCGCAAGAUCAUCGCUGUGGCCACACUACACAAGAGCAUGGAGGUCCCGCACCCUUCACUGGUGUUAACAAGUCCUGGCGGAGGAACAAAUUCAGCUCCUGUCGUGCCCAGCCGCGCAGCUACCCCACGAUCCAUGAGAAAUAAAUCACUCGAGGGCAUGGUGAAUUCUGUGCUGCCGGAAUGUAAAAAUCCAUUUAAGCUGAUGGUUAAAGAACAUGUGGGACCUCAACCGCAUGACCUUCAUCCUGCAUAUCCAACACAGAGGUUAGGUAGCAGCGAGCAUGGACAGAAAUCACCAUUUCGUGGGGGCCAUGGCAACAUGACAAGUCCAGCGUCCUCUGGAUCCCAAAUUUACGGUGAUGGAUCUGCAUCUCUAAGGACCGACCCAUUGGGAAGCCCUGAUGCAUUUACAAGGAACAGUCUCAACUACCACGCUCCACACAAUUCCAGUCCCAUUCAUGUGAACAGGACUCCCAUAUCUCCACAAUCCAUCAUGUUGCACGGGUCUCCGGUGCAGCAGUCAUGUGCUGUGGCCAGUAGGACAAAUUUACCUUUGUCUCCGACGUUUGCCAGUCCAGUGUUGAAGAAAACCAUUUGCAAUUACCCACCCAACAUGGAUAUGUCUUGUGCAGUGUUUAAUCACAAACAGACACCAGGUCCACCCCUACCACCGCCACCCCCUCCGCCGCCACCUCCACCACUGCAUUGUGCGCGUCAGAAAAAGCCAUUAACGUCAUCGGAGAAAGAUCCACUUGGCAUUCUCGACCCCAUCCCCAGCAAACCGGUUCUCCAAAACCCUGUAAUGAACACUACCACGUUUCAUCCAAAUGUUCACUCUCAGGUACCCGUGAUGAAUGUAAGCAUGCCACCUGCCGUCGUUCCUUUGCCAAGUAAUCUUCCAUUGCCAACCGUCAAACCCGGUCACAUGAAUCACAGCAAUCACAUUCAGAGAGUCCAACACCCAACGUCCCCUUCUCCAGUCACGUCCCCAGUUCUCACAAUACCACCCGUCAUAGGAAGGAUCGAGGCGUCGCCCCAAAGAUCACGUUCUUCUUCCACGUCGUCCGAUCAUGGAACCUUCAUGAUGCCGCCGCUGGGUACACAACCCACCUGUGGUGGCCUCACACUCCCGCCACGUUCUCCGAGGCCCAGCAUGGUCUCUCCAAGACCAUCCAUGCCAUCGAGCCCUUCAAUGAAGCCUGAUGGACAUCACCAGUACAAAGAUAUCCACAAUCCACUGAUAGCUGGAAUGAGCAAUGUAUUAAACCCCCCAAACAACACUGUUUUCCCCCCCUCUUCGGCUGGUAACGCUCCUGUUAAGGGUCAGACGGGAUUGCUGGGGAUGCCUUUAAAUCAGAUCUUGAACCAGCAUAACGCUGCCUCUUUCCCAGCGAGCAGUUUACUUUCAGCAGCAGCCAAAGCACAGCUAGCAAAUCAAAAUAAACUCGCUGGUAGUAAUAGCAGUUCCGGACCGGCCGUCAGCUGCGGCAGCAAUGAUGGAAAUAGCACUUUACCCACAAUGUUCCCCCCAGCCUCCAACGUACUACUACCGCCACCGGCCGAGGGGCAGAGUGGCCGGGCGGCUCUGAGAGAUAAGCUAAUGUCUCAGCAGAAGGACUUAAGAAAAAGAAAGCAACCCGCGUCGACGGUCGUCAAUCUCAAGCCACCACCCAUGGAUAACCCCAGCCUACAGAAGCCGGGAGCCGAUCUGAUGCGGAAGCAAGGGCAAAACUCAUUUCCCGUGAAUUCAAUGUCUCAGCUCCUCCAAACCAUGAGUUGUCAGAACUCCCACAUGAACAGCAAUAGUACCAUUCCCGACUCGAACAUGAGUCUGCCUUGUUCUGCCAACCAGCUGGGUUAUAAUGACAACGGCCUGAGCGCUGCUAAUCUCCAUAAUUCACUGGCUCUUAACAUACCCAUUAGAGGGGAGGGCGUCUCCUGCCAAAAUCCAAACACUAACUUUGUUCAUGGCAACAAUCCAGUUCCUAACGCUCAUCUCACUGGACUCCUCAACCAGAUGCAAAGCAGUAGCGCUUAUGGGAUGCUACCCCAUCCGGGGAACCAGUUACAUCUCAACCCAUCCCAGCCAAGAAUGCAGACGGCAUCCUCUAUACCAAUGAUCGCCAGCAGCAUUGGUAACAGUUCAGAUUCAGGAGGUCAGUUACCUUUGUCAUCGGUAGCAAUAGCCGGCGCGGGUCAGCCAGCCAUAACAAAAACUACAUCUGUCCUCCAAGAUGGCGUCAUAGUCACUACAGCAUCUGGGAUGUCGAUGCAGGGCCACCAUCCGAUGGGCAACAACUUCCGUUUUCCAGGACCAGAGCACACGAAUCACUUUGCACAGAACGCUAACAACAACCUUCCACGACCCAUCAACCCCAAUCUCCUAAAUGCUCUGCCGAUGGGAUUACCCAUGAAUCAGCAGCAUCUACUGAAUCAGAACAUCCUGCACAUGCUGCAGCCCUCUACAGGAGAAGGAGACCUGUCAUCGGUGAACAACCCCCUGAAUAACCAUCAGCUGUCUCAUCUUCAGUCCAUACUAAACAACAAUCAGCAGCAGCAGCAGCUCCUGCAGGGGUUCCCCAAUCUCCAUGCCUUGAAAGGACAUGUCCCUGGGCCUCCGAACAAUAUAAACCCCAUGGCCUGCUUGUUCCAAAACUUCCAGGUGAGAAUGCAAGAAAGCAAAGAGGUGAAUGCCCAGAUGGGAUUAUCUUCAAUACAUGAAAACCCAAACUCUGCACUCCCUCCAUUUCCAGAGAAAUCCUGUACCAUGCCGCAUAGGACAGAACAGUACAUAAAAGAUAAUGUACGGGAGGGGGACAGCUCGGUGGAUGCCAUUUAUAAAGCUGUGGUAGACGCAGCCAAUAAAGGAAUGCAGGUGGUCAUCACCACGGCCGUGUCCAGCACAACACAGAUGAGCCCCAUCCCAGCACUAAGUGCCAUGAGUGCCUUCACUGCAUCCAUCGGCGACCCGUUAAAUCUCUCGAGUGCGGUGAAUGCUGUCCUCCAUGGAAGAAACAUGACACAUUCUGAUCACGAGGUCAGAACCAGGAACUCUAGAGGUAAUCGGAUGAGGAAAAACUUCGAUCACGGCAAGCAUGUAGCGGAUGGGGACGGGUUUGAUUAUUUCAAGUCGGGAUGCAAUACACCUAAAAGACAGUGGAAUGGGAGUCAGAGUCCCGGAGACGUGAACAGGUGGAAAUGUGAGGAGGUUCUGGACCACAACGCACAGGUCCAUGGCAAUCCUUACCAAGCAAGAUCUGGCAACGUCUCUAUAUUGCACUCCUUCGAAGAUGAGCAGUGCCAGAUUUUGUUGCCCCCCAGACAUUGUCCGAACGAUAAGACGCUAGAGGAUAAUUUCAGGUUUAACCAUUACAAAAGAACUAUGAUGAGUUUUAAAGAGAGGUUGGAAAGCACGGUGGAGCGCUGCGCCCAUAUGAACGGUAACCGGGCCACUCCGCACAGAGGGUAUGGAGAUCUGCUCAGCAUCCCCAAACAAGAGAUCAGCAUGGAGGAACAAUCUCCCAGCUCUUCCAACAGUUUGGAAAGUUCUUUAGCGAGAGACUAUAUCCAUUAUAAUGGAGACUUUCACGCCAAGGGCAUGAACGGGUGCGCCCCAAGUCCCUCGGACACCAAGAGUAUCAGUAGUGAGGAUGAUCUGAGGAUUCCGGACUCCCCUUCUUCAAAUGACUUAAUGCCCUAUAGGCCAAGGACGUUUAAUAUGGGGGACUUGGUCUGGGGGCAGAUUAAAGGACUGGCCUCGUGGCCUGGAAAAUUGGUGAGGGACGACCUACACAACGUGUAUCAGCAGAACUCCGAGGAGGGGAAGGUGGAGAGUGAUAAGUUUAAGAGCCUGACGGAGGGCCUAGAGGCUUACAAUCGAGCACAGAAGAGGAACCGCAGGAGUGGAACACUAAACAACCAUUUAGAAGCUGCAAUACAUGAGGCAAUGCAUGAGCUGGACAAGAUUUCUGGCAAUGUGCCUCAGAGAGAGCGACAGCUGAAGCCCCCAAAACCCAAGAGGAGGAAGAUCUCCAGAUAACAUUGACCGUUACCAAGAUGAUAUAUGUGUAUAUAGGCAUUGAUAAUAAUAAUAUAUGUAUAUCAAUAUUUCUAGAUAUCACCACCUGGUGUAAAGUGAAUAUGUGGUAAAUAUUUUUGCAUUUUAGGCAGGUGGGCGCUGGAAACCUAAAAAAAACAAAAAACCAUGUGACUGACUGGAGAUAAUCCGUUGUUUUUUUUCUAUAACGCUACAAUUGUGAUUAUACAGAAUAUUAGUCCAAUGUUUCGGAUACAUUUUCAGUGUGUAUAUAAGAAGCUCUAGAGUUUGAUGACGAUGACUGAGAUGUAAAUAAUGUACAAUAUUGUCAUGUACAAGCCGACCUAAUGCACACUUUAUCUUUUACUGUACAAUAAUAGUGUACAAAAAUUCUUUGGUUUCUAUCAAGUUAAUGUUUAAGCGGUGUAUAGAGGUUAAAAAAAACAAAACAAAAAAAAAAACUUUUAUAUCGUAAUGUCAGAGAUGACAGCAAGGGGGCGCUCAUCAGUCCUGAUCAUGACCUUCCAGGAAGCCCCAUACUCCCAUUUCAGGUACCUGUUGGAGAGUGAGAUACAGAAGUAGAAGACUGCAUGUCCUCUUGCUAACUUAACAAUCCGCAAUAAUUAGUUUCAUGUUUUUUGUUUUUUUUUCCCUCCCAUUUGUCACAGCUAUGGCCGAUGGUGUAGGGGUAGGCUGACCUGGGCGGCUUUCCUUUAUCGUGUUACCCUGCAAACACAUCUCUUCUAUGUUGUAUACAUAGAGAUACUGUACAGCUGUGCAGAAGCUUAACUGUAACAGUCAUCCGGGGACAUGGGACAGUGAGGUCUAUAUUUACACCCACCGCUGUCCCUCAUCUGCCGCCCAGGUCAGUAAGGCUCCUACAGACGUAAAGCAGAGAAGUUUCUUAGUUACAUCGUUGUUGUGUUUUUUUUUUUUUCUCCUUAAAAGUAUCAUUUAAAGGGGUCCUCCACCUAAUUUUAUUUUCACCAAAAUGUGAGAGCUGUAGAAAAUCAUAGGCCCACCUUUUUUUAGGCCAGUGAAAAUUAAUAAAUCAUUGGAGUGGACUGCGCCAAAUUAAUUAAUUAAAAGGUCUUAGAUGCGCCAAAUUUACUGAAAGACUAUCUAGAAACCAGAAAAUGAAAUCUACACCUGAUGUGGCAUUAAUAUUAUUAGAUAUAUCUAAAUGUUAUGGCUGUGCGCCUCCUGGCAAGCCAAUUUUUUUACUUUUCGCAAAAAAAAAAAAUGGUUUAAAAAAAAAUCUAAUUUAUUUUGUACAAUUGCAAAUAUUUUUAAAAAUUUGCGUCUUUAAAGAAAAAAAAAAAAAAGACGCAAACCUGUUGAUAAAUUUCUCCGUAGUCUAUUUCCAACCCCCCUCUCCCCCCUUUUAAACCAUACUAAUCUCGCCAUUUAAAAGGCUGUAGUUGUUAGACUGUAUUUCCUAAUAACCAGCCGGACUCAUUUAAAGUGAAUGUCCACCCUUAAAGGGGUUGUCGGAAAUACCUAAUUUCUAACAGGUGCUGGUAGCCGGCCUCCCAUACUGUAAGAAUCAUACUUACCUGCUCCACGCUGCUUCGGUCCUCUGUGCUUGCGUUUUUUGGCACAGCAUAAAUUGACAUGCUGCAGAUUUCAGAUCCGAUGUGAUUUUUGUAUGCAGCGUGCGGAUGAGAUUUGUAAAAAAAAUCUCAUCCGCUUUGCUGGCACUGUACAACUAUGAAAAUCCUCCAUGGCAAAUCCGCAGCUAAUCCGUCACGUGAGGGCAUAGCCUUUAAAGAUAACAUGCUGGCUUCCUGCAGCAGCCACUAGAGGGAGCUUACUGCCUACUGUAAUAUUAGCAGAGUAUUAUAACUGUAUAAAAUGAACUCCUAAGCUCCCUCUAGUGGUGGCCACAGGUAGCCAGGAUCUUUAAAAUUAAAUCUGUGCAGAAGGUCAGAGUUUUUAGCCUAAAAGCAACAUAAUGAUAAAAGGUGGGCAUUGCUGUCUGCGCACAUGGCCGCAGUCAAAUUUUUAAAACAAAUCAUACAAAAAGAAAUCUAAUAAUAGAAUUAGGUGGAAAACUUUUUAACAUACACUUUAUUUUUAUUUUUUAAAUUGCACUGAUUUGCAGCCUGGUUAAUUCCUACUACAGUGUUUGGAUACAUCCAGAAUGAUCCAUAUAUACAGUGAUGUGCUAAGUGAUCUUCUUUGUGUUUGUUUCUAAGCCACAGCUGAGAUUCCACGGAAUUUAUCCACGGAUUUCACCGGCAAAACUUAUAUUGCUAACUGUCUGACACUACAGAACUGUGCGCUGUCUACAUAGCCUGACCUUGGAAGCAUGCAUUUAUCCCAUCACACAGUAUUAACGCGUCUCGAGCUGCCGGGGUGGAUUCGCCCUAUACGCAGCUUCUGUACUUUUUUCUUUUUAUUGUUUUGUUGCUGUUGUUUUUAUCAGUAUUAUGUAACAUAUCACAGAUUUAUUUUAUUUAAAAAAAAAAAAAAGUAUUUAUACUGUUAACAGAUUAUAUAUUAAUGUGGCUGAAACAUGCGAGUUAUUUUAUUAACCAAAUUAUUUAUGUUACGUAAAGUGAAAAUGUGAAGCUAAAAAAAAAAAAAAAAUAGAGAAAAACACUACGUAUAAAUGAGCCGACAAUAUUGUAUUGUAACGAAAAGUUUCACUGGUGCAUAUGUAGGUUCACCCGUGUGUGAAUAUACAUCUGUUAUCUCUGGACCUGGUGGAUUGCAAAAAGCUCCCGGUGUGAGCACCACAGUAGAGUGCACCCGUCAUCUGUCCAGCAAGCCAUUUUGAGGUUGGUGUUGAGGAGAAGACCCAGAUUCAGCAUCCAUAGACAGGCAAAGGGGUCACAGAAGAUGUCACCUCGUCAGUGAGCACCAUCUUUCCCUUAGAUGAGGAUCGUGUCAAUGCCCAAGCAUUCUUCCGUCUUGCAAGAUUAUCCAUGCGGAGUGUUCAGCUUUGAUGCGGUAGCUAUGGUCUGGUCAGUUGUCAUAUACGCUUUAUAGGGCGGUUGUGCAUCCAAGUACUGACUCUGAUGCCCAACAUUGAGCAAGGAGUCAAGUUGGUACAUUGAGCUGGAGCCCAUUGCCCCUGUUAAAGGGCGUCUGUCAGCAGUUUUGUACCUAUGACACUGGCUGACCUGUUACAUGUGCUCUUGGCAGCUGAAGGCAUCUGUGUUGGUCCCAUGUUCAUACAG
This is a messenger RNA of Bufo bufo (common toad), 8489 nucleotides long. RefSeq names its product methyl-CpG binding domain protein 5 (gene MBD5). The record is from RefSeq and is a predicted model, not a curated record. The transcript is spliced from 13 exons. Bases 961 to 5307 code for a protein of 1448 amino acids. Lineage: Eukaryota; Metazoa; Chordata; Amphibia; Anura; Bufonidae. Gene Ontology annotation, cellular component: nucleus; chromocenter. Gene Ontology annotation, molecular function: DNA binding; chromatin binding.